Cuscuta campestris is the source of this 650-nucleotide messenger RNA. The record is from the annotation of a GenBank genome assembly. NCBI's taxonomy places the organism in Eukaryota, Viridiplantae, Streptophyta, Magnoliopsida, Solanales, Convolvulaceae.
ACUAUGACUUGAGUUUUAAUGUGUAAACUACCAACUAUCAUGCAAUUUGAUUUUGUGAACAGGCUAAGAGAAAGCGGCGGCGGACACCAACUCCCGGAAGAUACCAAGGUGUGAGAAAUAAACGAGGCUCUGAUGGAAGACGAUCUCGUAGUUACUCACCCCGCAGACGGAAAGACAGUGAUUCAUAUCAUGGGGAUCGACGUGGAAGGCCACGAUCACCAUAUGAUCGGAGGGGUGAUGAUGACUCUGGUUCCCGUAGAAGGCAGCGGGGCCCGUCUACUUCCCCUGGAAGAAAAGACCACAGGAGAGGCCACUGAUUCCCCUCUGGCUUUCUUCCACUUCCUGGAUUCUAUGUUGGCUUAUUGUGUUUUCAAUUGUGUUUCUCUUUCUAAUGUUAAGAUGGCUCUUGGACGCGCCAGUCUUUCGGGGCACGCGUUUGGUUCGGCUAUGGCGAUUUGAGCUUCUGUAAGUUUGUUCAGCUUUUAGUAGUUGAAUUUGAGUGCUAUGUCAAAAAAGUAUUUUCUCUAAUUAGCAACAUUCGUAAUUUGUCACUACUUGAAUAGUGUUAAAACUUCAAAUGGUGCAUGUGACACAUUACGGUUAUGUUCAAAACCUCUGGUUAUCUGAAAAUUCGAGUUAGACACUUAUCC